Messenger RNA from Alligator mississippiensis (American alligator), 17502 nucleotides. RefSeq names its product bassoon presynaptic cytomatrix protein (gene BSN). The transcript is spliced from 12 exons. The record is from RefSeq and is a predicted model, not a curated record. Gene Ontology annotation, molecular function: structural constituent of presynaptic active zone; metal ion binding. Gene Ontology annotation, cellular component: glutamatergic synapse; cytoskeleton of presynaptic active zone; GABA-ergic synapse. NCBI's taxonomy places the organism in Eukaryota, Metazoa, Chordata, Crocodylia, Alligatoridae. The coding region runs from base 106 to 12111 and encodes 4001 amino acids. Gene Ontology annotation, biological process: protein localization to synapse; presynaptic active zone assembly.
UGCGCCGUGUGGCGGCAGGCGGAGAUGGUGGAGCUGGGCUGAUGGCGGCGGCGGAGGCGGCGCUGCGCUGAGCGAUCCCGUCCCGCGCGCCGCGCCCCCCCCGCCAUGGGCAACGAGGCCAGCCUGGAGGGAGGGGGGGCCGAGGGGCAGCUGCCGCCCGGCCCCGCCGCCGGCUCCCCCCUGCCGCCCGCCGCCGCCAAGCCGCCUUCAGCACCCGGCAGCGGCGGACAGCUCCCGGGUAGGGCGCCGGCCCUGGGCCCCGCCGCCCCGGCGCCCGCCGGCAGUACACCCAGAAGACCAGAUCAAUUGGAUCACCCAGCAGGACAGAGAUCAGCUUCCCCAUCCCUUACGCAGCCUGCUCAGACUGGUGAGAGCACAAAAGAUAUGAGGCGUCAUGAGGCCAGCCAACAGGCAGAUGGACCUGGGAGGACUCUCCAAGUGGAUACCAGAAGUCAAAAAUCAGGACGGUCUCCCUCUGUUUCACCAGACCGAGGCAGCACCCCUACCUCACCUUAUUCUGUCCCACAAAUUGCGCCCCUUCCAAGCAGCACUCUUUGCCCUAUAUGCAAGACAACAGAACUCACUUCCUCCCCUAACCAGCCAAACUUCAACACCUGUACACAGUGUCACAACAAGGUCUGCAACCAAUGUGGAUUCAAUCCUAACCCCCAUCUCACUGAGGUGAAGGAAUGGUUAUGUUUGAACUGCCAGAUGCAGAGAGCUUUAGGGAUGGACAUGACCACAGCACCUCGCUCCAAAAGCCAGCAGCAGCUACACUCCCCUUCACUUUCUCCAUCCCAUUCCCCAGCCAAACAGCCCCAACCUCAACCCCAGGUAAAGACAGGACAAGAGAAACUACCAGGAACUGUGCUGCCAGGCACCAGGCAGAGUGCUGGUGUACUGCAGCCAGAUGCACCAAAACCACACCCAGCUACAGUGCAGAGGGAACAACACAGCCAAGGCCAGCCAAAACCUGCUGCUCCUCAGGAAGUGGUGAGAUCUCCACCUCAGCAUCAGCAAGCAAAACCUCCUUCCUCUGACCAGAAAAAAAGUAUGGGAGACUCCCCAGCAAAGACUUCAGCACCACCCCCCAGUGCUGGAGCACAAGAGCAACCCCAGGAGGGACUCACUGGAAAGCUCUUUGGGCUUGGAGCUUCUCUCUUGACCCAGGCAAGCACACUUAUGUCUGUCCAGCCAGAGGCCACCCCACAAAGUCAGCAGUCCCCUGGCAAAGUGCCUCCAAAAAUUGUCUUCAGUGAUGCCAGCAAGGAAGCUGGCCUUAAAGCCCCAGGUGCUACACCUGGAGCACAGGGUAGGGCUGGGACUGCUUCAGCUACAAAGCAAGAAAAAGCAGAACAAGUCUUCAAGCCAAAGGAAGUGCCGAAAGAAAGGGUCUUGUGCCCUCUGUGCAAAGCAGAGAUCAAUGUGGGCUCUGGUGGACCCUGCAACUAUAAUACCUGUACAACCUGUAGACAGCAGGUCUGUAACAUGUGUGGAUUCAAUCCAACACCUCAUCUGGUGGAGAAAAAUGAAUGGCUGUGUUUGAACUGCCAAACUCAGAGGCUGCUAGAAGGAAGCCUAGGAGAUCCUGCUCCGAUGCCACUGCCUGCUCCAAAACAACAGCCAACAGGAUCACCCCGACACCAACCAGUGGGAACCAAUCAGCAACAGAGAGGAGUAACACUUCAGCAGUCACAAACAACAACUCCUCCGGACAGGCACCUCUCCAAGACAACUCCCCAAGUUAAGAAUCUCAGGUCUUCAGAGCAGACCAUAGUCCAAGAGAAAAAGCCUCUUGUUUCAACAGAAGAAAAGCCACUAUCAAAGCCUCCUGCUGACUCUCCAAAAGUUCCUGAAAGUCCAAUGCCAAAGGGGAAAAGCACAGCAUCAAAGCCAGAAGCAGACAGCAAAGAAAGCAAGACAAUCAUUGAGGCUCAGAAAGUGAGAGAGCAAGAGGAAGCAAGCAAGCCUUAUCCCUCAGACCUGUCCCGCAGCCCUCAAAGCCUGAGUGACACUGGCUACUCAUCUGAUGGUAUUUCCAGCUCCCAGAGUGAGAUAACAGGCCUGGUACAGCAGGAAGAAGAGAGGUUGAAUGGAACAGGCCUAGCAGAGCAGAGCCCUCCCAGUCCCUCUGAACUUACAAAAUUAGAGAGCAGUGUACGCCCCCUGCUGGAAUCAAAGGGUAUCUCCCAAGACCAGAGCGACCAAGAGAAAAUGUAUCAUGAGAUACGGGAAGAGCAAAGACAGAGGCAGAGACCUCGGUCCCUUUCUAUCACCCCAGAAGCCUUCGACUCAGAUGAGGAGCUAGAAGAUAUCAUGGAAGAAGAUGAAGACUCCCUAGAGUGGGAAAACCAGAGAGAUCAAAGAGAGAGUAUGGAGUCAUCAGAUGACUUUGGCAGCCAGCUGCGUCAUGACUACGUGGAGGACAGCAGUGAAGGAGGAUUCUCCCCACUACCAACCAGGCCAAAAGGCAGAGAGACAGAGAUGACUGACGAGGAGUUCAUGAGGAGACAGAUCCUGGAGAUGAGUGCUGAAGAGGACAACCUUGAAGAUGAGGAAAAGGAGUAUGAUCAUGUAAAAUACAGUGUCACAAAAAAUGGGCACAAACCUGACACAGAGAAAAGCAAAGAUCCUUCCUCAUCCAAGAGACGCCUGCCUCACAGCUCCGGCAGUUUGUAUGAGGAGGAGAGGAAAGAACUAGAAGCUGCAGAGGGAGAUGAUAUGACUGCAUCCCAGGGGGGAUUGCGGCGCUUCAAAACCAUUGAGUUAAAUAGCACCAAGAGCUACAAUCGAGACAUGGAAAUUAGCCAGGAUACGGACACCAGCAUGGACAGGGAGCCAGAACUGGAAAUGGAGAGCCUGACAGGCUCCCCAGAGGAACGGUCAAGGGGAGAAUAUUCUUCCACCUUGCCUGCAACAACACCUAGCUACACAUCAGGUACCUCCCCAACUUCUAUCUCUUCUCUGGAAGAGGACAGUGACAGCAGUCCCAGCCGAAGGCAGAGGCUGGAAGAAGUGAAGCAGCAGCGGAAAGCACGGCAUCGCUCCCAUGGGCCUUUGCUGCCAACCAUAGAGGAUUCCUCAGAAGAAGAGGAGCUGCGGGAGGAAGAGGAGCUCUUGCGGGAGCAGGAGAAGAUGCGCGAAGUGGAGCAGCAACGUAUUCGAAGCACUGCACGCAAAACUAAACGGGACAAGGAGGAGCUGAGGGCACAGAGGAGAAGAGAAAGAUCCAAAACACCACCUAGUAACCUGUCUCCCAUUGAGGAUGCUUCUCCCACAGAGGAGCUUCGGCAGGCAGCAGAGAUGGAGGAGCUGCACAGAUCCUCCUGCUCAGAGUACUCGCCGUCUGUAGACUCUGAUGCUGAGGGAUUUGACAUCAUAGCCUCCAAGCUGUACAAGUCGGGCAGUGAGUACAACUUGCCUACUUUCAUGUCUCUUUACUCCCCAACUGAAAAAACAGACAGUAGUUCUAGUUAUCCCUCUAGCAAGCCUCUGAAAAGUGCAGAAGAAGCAUAUGAAGAGAUUAUGAAGAAGGCAGAAAUGUUCCAAAAGCAGCAAGUCCAGCAGUCCCAACAAAGUGUUUCCUAUAGCGACGCCUACCAGCAGGUAGGAUACUGCAGCACAGAAGAUCAAAAUAAUUUUGAAUAUCAUUACAUAGAUGAGUACAGCUAUGAUACCAGAAACUUGGAGUCUUCUCAGUCUGAUUACCAGAGUGACCUCUCCAAACCUGGAGCAGUGUAUGAGGAAAUCCUGCAGACAUCGCAGAGCAUUUCCAGGAUGCACCAGUCCUCCUCCUUUGAUCUGGCUCUAGAACAGGAGGAAAAGAAGAAAGGGAAAAAAGAAGUAUAUCAGGAAAAGCACUAUCUGAAUGCUGAGAGUGCUUAUGCUGAUUUGAUGAAGCAAAACAAUGCUCCACUCACGCCAGGCACAAGCCCCACCCAGCUAUCUGCUCCUGUAUCUUUUUCAUCCUCUGAAGAAAGUGCAGGCAGGGUAAUUCCUGAUGUUCGAGUCACUCAGCAUUUUGCAAAAGAGGGGCAUAAUCACACAAAGCUUCAGAGUUUAUCGGCAGCUUCUACCUCAGUUUCCAGAGUUAUGACACCUGCCUAUCCAUAUGCUAAAAGCCCCAGCACUGUCACCACUGUCAUUUCCAGCCCAGUGAGUGCACCACGAAUCUACAGCUCUCCAUGUUUGAGUAGCUCAGACACAACAUCUGUAUCUACUAGAAGUUACAGUCAAAUUAAGAGUACUGCAAGUUACAGCUCUCAGACAGAGGAUAUCUCCAGAAGCAAGAGUGCUACUGAGGUCAGUGGGCCACCAGCAAGAGAAAAACUCCAGAAUAUGAGUGAUAGCAAGACUAUGUCAUCCAAAAUGUACUCUUUCUUCAAAGGCUCCAGCCCACCACUUUCCCCAACUUCUCCUACUCAAAGUCCCACUCGUUCGGUUUUAAGAAGAGGGAUGCCAGCUAGUCCUGGGAUGGGAGCAAAAUCAACUGCAGAGUUUUCCACUCAAACACAAAGCACAGUUCUCACAUAUGAUAUCCCCACUACCACCAGUACAUCAACCUCCUCUCCAAUGGUAGCCCAAGGAACACAGACACCCCAUCGUGCUGGUUCUCCUCGCAUUACUAGGCAGCAGUCGUCACAAGAAGCUCCAUUUAUGGUCAUUACAUUAGCAUCAGAUGCGUCUAGCCAAACAAAGCCAAUAAACAUAAACUCCUCCACAUCCCCUGCCUCAUCUCCAACCAGGCUGAGUCGCCAGCAGACAUUGCAUAGCUACAGUCAAACAAUAAUCAAUGCAGCACAACUUCAGCAGGAGCAGCUGCAAUCCACUUACACAAAGAUACCGUCAAUGAUAGACAGAGCCUCUGUGCCCAGUGGUGCAGUUCAGAAAGUGCCUACCACUUCUGCAGAGAGCCCUGCUGGUGUGUACAGCUGGGGAACACUGCCUGCAGAGAAUAUCUCCUUGUGCAGAAUAUCUUCAAUUCCUGGAACAUCCAGGGUAGAGCCUGGACCCAAGCCACCAAGCAGUAGUGCUGUAGACUUACGAACAGCUCUGAAAUCAGCCCCAAUCAUCAUAACAGACCAUGGCAUGGAUCUCACUUCUCUAGCUACUGAAACUAGAAAAUACUGCCUUGCUUUAGAACAGACCCCAAAUCGGCAGUCAACAACUAUCCAGCCCUUAAUCAUAAAUCUCAAUGCCCAAGAACAGCCCCAUGCUAUUAUGGGCACAACCACUACAGUCAGCAUAACUGUGGCAUCCUCCAUGCUUGUGUCUCAGCCAAAACAACCCGCAGUGUAUGGAGACCCUUUUCAGAACAGGAUGGACUAUGGGCAAGGUGCAGGAAGUCCUGUCUGCCUGACCCAAGUCAAGCAGGUAGAGCAAGCAGUUCAAACUGGCUCCUUCAGGGGGAGUGGGAGUGAAACUGGCAUUUCUGCUCUGGAAGGAAAACCUGAAGCUGUUACUCCACAACAAACAAAAUUUGCAAGAUAUAAUUUGCCUAACCAAAUGACAACUUUUGUGAAGAAAGAUAUGCUUAUAACUCAGACCAGUAGCACACAGGGUGGUGUUAACAUCAGUACAAUUCCCAGACAAUUCUCUCAGGAUCAAAGCCCAGACAUAUAUAGAGGAGUACCUGUGGAACUGAAAACCCAGGGUCCUCCAAUCAACCUGGGAGGCAAAAAAUCACAAGUCAUGAUGGUACAGAUGGAUGAUAUAGCAGCAGGCCCAGUAACAAAAGUGCUCAAAGAAGAACCACCAGCUAAUGUGCUGGAUCUCACAGGGAUAAAGCCCGAAAGCCAGGUGGCAUGCUGUGAUAUAGUGUAUAAAUUCCCUUUUGGCAGCAGUUGCACUGGAGCUUUCAAUCCUUCCCCAAAGAUGCCAGAGAAGAAAGCUGGGGACACAGCUCCAGCUGGCAAAUCUAGUGCCCCAUACUAUGGAAACAAAGAACAAGAGUUGCCUGAGACCUACCCAUUCAGAGACCAGUCAGCCCCAGCUCCAAGUCUGUACGAGGAACACAGAUUCUACCCACAAGGCAUGUUUGGGAGGCUGUAUUCAUCUAUGUCAGAUACAAACAUCUCAGAAAUCAGCAUGAAUUAUUACCCUGCUAAGGGGGAGCAGCCUUUCCACUCCCCUGCAGGAGAAUCUGCAGUUGAUUUGACUACAAUGAAAGACUCCUACAGCAUCAGCUUCACAGAGGGGGGCUACUUGGGCCACGGCCUGCAGUAUGGCUCUUUCUCUGACCUCCGGCAGCCUACAGACUUGCUAAGUCACCCACUCCCAAUGAGAAGGUACAGUUCAGCCUCAAAUAUCUACUCUGACUACCGGUACUCACCCAGAGACCUGGCAAAUUUCCAAGAGUCUAGUCUGGCCCAGUACAGUGCCACUACAGCUCGCGAAAUCAGCCGAAUGUGUGCUGCGCUUAACUCAAUGGACCAGUAUGGAGGAAGACAUACAAACAGCCCUGAUCUUUUGCAGUAUGGGCCCAGUUCUCUCAGUGCUGGGCCAACAGGAGCUAGCAGCAUCUCUGCUCCACAGGGCAUCACUCCCAUCAAACCCAGCAUGAUGUACAACACCAAUUUCCUGGACUCACGUCAGGGCUUCGGAAAUCUAGCACAGUACAAUCUCCCUGGCGUCCGUCUGGGAGCUGUCAGACAGAUAUUCCCUUCCACAGCCACUGUGCGAGCUGCAGAUGGCAUGAUUUAUUCCACUAUAAACACUCCUAUAGCAUCAACCCUUCCCAUCACCACCCAGCCAGCUUCUGUGCUUCGACCCAUGCUCCGAGGGAUAUAUAGACCUUACACCCCGGGUAACAUCACAGCUGUCCCUCUGGCCAGCCUGACCAGAGUGCCUUUGGUUACUCCAAGGAUCCCCCUUGCAACCCCAGGUCUUUACCGCUAUUCAGCUCCUUGCAGAUUCCCAUCUGUUCCCACAACAUCAGUGAUGGAAACGCCCAUGUACCUGGGAAAACCUGUCACCACUGUUGCAGCCAGCACUGCUGCAAGUGGCAUCAGCACAGUGCCCACUGCCAAAGCACCAGCAAUCACUGCAGUGGGUGUUCAAAGACCUGAGCAGGCUGGGGCUGGCACUCGAGAUGAGGGGCCUGCAACAGCUUCUGGGGCCCAGAGUACCGCAAAAGAGAUCAGUCAGCCUCAGCAGCUAGUGCUCCCAGCCCAAAAGCCACAGGCAGAGCUGCCUCAGACCAGUGUCUCCAGCAAAGGCAGCCUGGAGAGAGAAGAAAAGGAAAAAGAGGAGGAGCGCCAGCGCAAGCAGCAAGAGCACAUUCUCCAGAUAGAGAGGGAGAGGGUAGAGCUGGAGAAGCUGAGGCAGCUGAGGCUGCAUGAGGAGCUGGAGAGGGAGCGUGUGGAGCUGCAGCGGCACAGGGAGAAGGAGCAGAUGCUGGUACACAGAGAAAUCCAGGAGCUGCAGUCUAUAAAGCACCAGGUUCUGCAGCAGCAGCAGGAAGAACGACAGGCCCAAUUUGCUUUGCAGAGGGAGCAGCUGGCCCAGCAGCGCUUACAGCUGGAGCAAAUUCAACAGCUGCAGCAGCAGCUGCAACAACAACUGGAGGAGCAGAAGAGGCAAAAAAGUACUUUCCCUCCUGUGUGUGACCCAGCAGGGAGAAUCCCUCCUCAGGCUGUCACUGAGAUAGCAAUGGAAAUGCAAAGGACAUUGGCCCAAAAUGGACAGUACUGGCCGCCGUUGAACCAAGCCUUCAUGGCUACCCCAGCUGCAGGGCAGGAAGCGCCAGCACAGCCUCGCUAUCCUGGGUUGCAGAGGCCACUCACUAACUCUGCCUCAGAAAUGUCCCUGCAGACAGAGGAGCAAUGGGAAUCCAACCGGGGAAUAAAAAAGAGGAACUCCAUGCCACGCCUCCGGGAUGCCUAUGACAAAGAAACCCCGCACGAGUCAUACGUGGUGAAAAAGAUCACAGACAGCAGUGUGCAGACAGAUGAGGAAGAUAGCGAGGAACGUUACUACCUGUCCCGGCGCCGCCGCACCCGGCGCAGCACUGAUUGUAGCGUGCAAACAGAUGAGGAGGACAAUGCAGAAUGGGAGCAACCAGUGCGCCGGCGUCGAUCCCGCUUCUCACGGCACUCAGACUCCAGCGCCGAGAGUAAGCAGGACUCCUCCUCAAAAGGCACAGCCAGCAUAGGCAUCCAGACCAUCAGCGACUGCUCUGUGCAGACUGAGCCUGACCAGCUGCUCAGAGUGUCCCCCUCCAUUCACAUCACCACCCAUGACCCCAAAGUGGAGAUAGUGAAGUAUAUCUCUGCUCCAGAAAAGACUCAGCAUGGGGAGAGCCUGGCCUGCCAGACUGAGCCAGAAGCGCAGCCUCAGCCAGGCAUUGUGGUCCCCCAGCUUACUGUGCCUACAACCAUCACACCCUACUCCUCUAAUGUUCAGAUGGUGAGCACAAGCCCCCUGGACCCCCAUGCUAUCAGGCAACAGGCCCUAGGCAAGUUCGAGAAGAAGAAACCUGAUCCUCUGGAAAUUGGCUAUCAGUCCCAUUUGCCUACAGAUUCUCUUUCCCAGCUAAUGACCCGCCAGCCUCCCAAAUCCCCCCAGGUACUCUACUCCCCUGUCUCUCCGCUGUCCCCACACCGGCUGCUAGAGUCUACAUUCACUACCAGUGAAAGACUUAAUAAGGCCCAUGUGACACCACAGAAGCAUUUCACAGCUGACUCUACCCAACACCAGCAGACCCUGCCUCGUCCCAUCAAAACCAUGCAGAGAUCCUUAUCUGACCCCAAGCCCAUCAGCCCUACCUCAGAGGAGUCUGGGAAGGACAGGUUCUCCUUAUACCAGCACCCAUUACUCCCAGGCAGCCAGAUUUCCAGUUUGCAGUCCAGCACACUGAUUCGGAAGGUAAAACGCACCCUACCCAGCCCCCCUCCAGAGGAAGCUCACCUACCUCUGGCCAGUCAAGCCCACUCCCAAAUGUACCUGCCUAGCCUCAUGCAGAAGGGGAUAGGAGGGCAAGCUCUGCAGGUAACCAAGGCCAGUCUGCUCAAAGACAUUGACCGUGAUCUGAAGCUGGUGGAACAUGAAUCUACAAAACUAAGGAAGAAGCAAGCUGAGUUAGAUGAGGAAGAGAAGGAGAUCGAUGCCAAGCUGAAAUAUCUGGAGCUGGGAAUUACUCAAAGAAAGGAGUCUCUACUGAAGGAUAGGAGUAUCCGAGACUAUCCCUACCUAAGAUGCCUUGGAGAGAACAGGGAUUACAUGUCUGACAGUGAGCUGAACAAUUUACGUCUCUCCAGCUAUGAGGGCAGCAGUCUGCUCACCCGGCCAAGUACCACCUCAGCUAACCAGUAUGCUGAAUUUUCCAGUUUGCAGUAUACAUCAGCCUCCUCUUAUGCCCCUUAUCAGUACCCCACAGGACCAGCAGGUCUGCAGAGCCCCAGUGCUUUCCAACAAAUGAGAAGUCAGCCUCCCCAGUACCCUGUGGUGAGUACCGGCACCUCUCAGAAUGGCUUCCAGGCAAGUCAGCUGCCCACCUAUCCCUCACAGAGUACGUAUCAAGCACAUACCUUCACUCCAAACACCAGCUACCAAUCAGACUUGGGGCUGCAGAGCCAGCAAGGUUUCCGGCUGCCUAAUCACUAUCAAACACAGACCACCUACCCCAACUCAACACCCUUGCUGCCAGCACAGAGUGCACUUUUCCAAACCCAGGCAGACACGCAGUCCACACACCAGAAGCCACGGCAGACAUCACUGGCUGACUUAGAGCAAAAGAUUCCUACUAAUUAUGAAGUGAUUGGCAGUCCAGCUGUGACAGUCUCUUCAGCUGCCCCAGAUGUCACCUUUAGCACCACAACAGUGACCAGCAGCUAUGAGCAGUACAAGACCCCAGAGGCCAAGCCACCUGACCGGAGCAAUGCUGUGCACAGCCCUUCAGCCACUUAUUCAUCUGAGUCUCUUUAUACAAACCUGGAGCAGAACAUUCCUCGCAACUACGUGAUGAUUGAUGACAUUAGUGAACUAACCAAAGACAGCACAGUGGCAGAAAGCCAGAAGAGAGAGGUGCAAAUGCAAGGCAGUAAUGGCCGCCAACUUAAAGAAAAAAGUGAUCUGGUGGAUGCUGAUAGUUCCAACAGACCAUGCUGCUAUGCCAAAACGGAGGAGGAGUCAGAGGAGGACAUAUAUGACCACCACAGUACUGACCAUCGAGGAAAGGGCAGCUACCACAGGGGGCCAGAGAGCAAUGGCAGGAUGUCAGGGAGCAGCAGUUCUUAUUACUAUGGGGACGAUUACCGGCACUCUUCACGGCCAGACAAGCACGGUUCUGGCACAGGGGUGCAGAAACAUUCUUCCAAAAACUUGGCCCCUGCUGUUAUCUCCUCCAAGCGCAGUAAGCACAGAAAACAAGGUAUGGAGCAGAAGAUUUCCAAAUUCUCCCCCAUAGAAGAAGCCAAAGAUGUGGAGUCAGACCUGGCCUCAUACACAGUGACUACAUCUGUCAGCAGCAGCAAUGUGGCAUCCAGAGCAAAGAAGUUUCAGGAUGAGAUCACCUAUGGCCUCAAGAAGAAUGUGUAUGAACAGCAGAAAUACUAUGGUGUGCCUGGCAGGGAUAUGACAGAUGAUGAUGAGAGAGUGUACAGCAGUGGAAGCAGAUCAAGAUCGUCUGGUUAUGGGACAGAGAAAUCGUCAAGUCGCGAUGUGAGCAGCAGAAGCAAAUCCUAUGAGAGAGACAGCAUGGAAAGAUCCCAGAAAGGCAGCUCCAAGCCUUCUUCCCUUAUCAUGAGUCAGGGUCGAGGACGACCUCCCAUUCGCACACAGGCCUCAGAAGAGGAAAGUCCCAUCAGUCCUUUAGGAAAGUCCGUGGGUGUGUCCCGUUCCUCAGGUGGACCGCUCCCUCCAUCAGCUGGGGACAGCUGUCCUCAGUUCUGCUCCAGCCACUCACUGCCUGAUGUACAAGAACAUAUCAAAGAUGUGCCAAGGAACCACGCUUACAAGCAUGAGGAUGGUUACAUGAUGGAUGAUUCACAUUGCGUUGUUUCAGACAGUGAAGCCUAUCAUUUGGGUCAGGAGGAGACAGACUGGUUUGAUAAACCGAGGGAUGCUCGCUCAGAAAGAUUUAGGCAUUGCAGUGGCCACGCCUCUUCCUCUCAGAAGAGAGCUUCAGUUAAACACACCUACCAUGACUAUGAUGAGCCUCCAGAUGACGACCUGUGGCAGCAUGAUGAUUACUCUCAACCACGUCAUUCUUCUUCCAAAGACCACAGGCACCAUGGAGAGUAUGGAAGGCAUUCAUCCUCACGCCACCCAAAUGACGAUCAACCUCGGAGGUCAUCCAAGCAGCACCCCAGAGAUCAGGGCCGCCAUGAACCCCGCGCACACACACAGCCUUCUUCCCAGAAGAAGACUCAGCAGUCAGAAAUGAGAACACAGCCAGGUUACCCUUCCAGCACUUCAGAGUACUCACAGCAAUCCCGGCAGCCAUCCAGUUACCACCAUACCUCAGAGUCCCAGAAAACACAAAAACCACCACCUCAGCCACAGAAAACAGAGCCCCUUCCCCAUCAACCACAGCAGCCACCACAGCAAACAAGGCAACAACAACCAGGGCAGCAGCCACUGCAGCAGCCACAACAGCCAUCAACCAGGCAGCAGCAGCCAUCAUCCAGGCAGCCUGCUCAACAGCAAGGAGGCCCUGCCCAGCAGCCCCUGCAACAGCAGCCACAGCAGCAGGCUAGGGUGCAGCAGCAGUUGGGAGCUCAAGGACCACCCUCCUCGCGGCUACCACAGCAGCAGCCCACCCCACCCCAGCCAGUAGGGAAGCCACAGCCAAGUCUCCAUGCCCAAGCAGGGGUACACCAAGCAACACCACCAAAAGCAGAGCAGAUGGAGGCAUCCAAACCCACCACAAAAGUGCCACAGCAGCCGGGGAGAGUGCCCCAAGCACAGCCACCAGGGGCAGCAGCCGCAGGUCAUAAAGUGGGUCAAAAGCCUGCAGGAGCAACUCCAUCUGCUGCUACAGCAGCUGGACAGCCCGGGGUGGAUGGAGAGAGCAUGUUUUCCAAAAUCCUACCAGGAGGGGCAGCAGAACAAGCAGGAAAAUUGACUGAAGCGGUGUCUGCUUUUGGCAAGAAAUUCACAUCAUUCUGGUGAGAGAAUUCCACAGGGAAUUUGAGAGAGCGAAUAGAUAUCUAGUCACCGCAGAGGAAAAACCUAUGAAGAAACCAGUGAAUUCAGCCUGCAGCGUUGGACUCUGGGUAUAACACUUUUGAAAGCAUGGAAACCCCUAGGCUGCUUGUGAGAUCAAAUGCAGAAGAGAGGACGUUGAAUCUCAUGGCACAGUGUCUACACAGGGGUCUGGGUGGAGGAUGCAGAGCAAGCUUCUUCAGAAUCUGAGAAGCAGCACUCCAGGAGGGCAUCAGGAACAUCCUCUUGUCAGCUCUGUGCACUGUGGAUUGAGCCAUAGGAGCAGGUGGUCAGUCAUGCUUAGACCGAAAGGUUGUCUAUAAAGGAAGCUUUCAAAGCGUGAGCCUGUUCCAGACCAUUAGAUCGUAUGGGUAGAACCUGCUCUGCUUCAUGGAUUCCCCAGCAGUGCUCCCUCCUGUGGUCUCCUCCAUGCUUAGAGGCUGAUGUUGGGAACCAUGGCCCUUUCUUGAGAUUAUACACAGAGUUGUUCACUCCACUGCAUUUUAGCUCUAGAGUCUUCAUAGGUUUUUCCCUCUCUCUGCGAUGUGUAUGAGUUGAGGGCUGGGAGCCAGAGGCUCCAUUUUCCUUCACAUUCCAGUUUGUCCCAUUGGUCCCUUCUACAUGAGGGUGUUCUUUUACUCUCGCUGUCUCUGUGCUGGAAAAAGUUCCAAAACCUGAUCUGUGGGAUUAAGAGAACUUCAAUUAGGACCUAACACUGUUUCAUUACUGAAAUAAGAGGCCAUAGGACUCUGAAAGGCAGUGCGUAAACUGGCUGACUUUUACUGAAGCAAUUGCUGGCCAGGCGCCCCAAAGCCAUCCUGAAGCCAUUCUAAAGCAUUCAAAUGGCAGUGCUUUCCAUUGUUGAUGUCGCACAUUGUUUUAAGUAUGCCUAGGUAUUAUUUUUAUUUCAAGAACAGCCUUAAUCAUUCCACUUUUUUUUAUGUGUAUACCUCAUUGACACCCAGGGGUUGGGUUUUUUUGGAGUUUUUUGUUGUUGUUAGUAGGUUUUUUUGUUUUGGCUUUUUUUUUUUUACUUUCUACAGAAUUGUUUUUCCUCUUUGCUUUAUUUCAUGAGUUAGCACAUGGGCUGUUGUCUGCUGAAGCAAUAGUAGUGCAGAAGGCUAUUAAGAGCACAAUCCAUGGAACAAGAUCAGGAGAGCUUCGCCUCUGCCAUUCUUCUUUCUAUUACUGUGCAAUUCAAGUCGUCCUUAAGCCAUUACCAAUGGGCAUGCUCAGAAAGACGGAGGAGCUACUCGAAGCAAAAUCUCGUUUAUCCUGCCACUAUGAAGUUCCUCAGACCAUAACCCGGGAGAGCAGAAGGCAGCCAAAUGAAACUGCUUGCUUCACUGUAAAGAAAUUGGCACCUGUACAGAUGCUCUGGUUUUCAUUUGUUUGUGUUGUCAGCUUCCUGCCAGGCUCUCUUUCAUGCUGAGCAUGCUCAAAACAACAAGUCAUUGAUGUGAUCCAUAGGAGCUUCCAUUCACCUUGGGUAACAGCAACUGAUGCUCAUGUCUAAUGUUCUAUGCAAUGAAAUACAAAAUUGAAAAAAAACCUGUUAAUAUUUAAUAACUUCAAUGUUAUGUAUAAGGAUUUAAUUGCAAAUGUGCUACUGAGAAACUGGAUAGCUAUCUUUAUAUCAAACACCUAUGUGUAUGAAGUUUUCGAUUAGUGGCAUGUUCGACCCAUCAAGGGACACUUUGCCAAAGGGUAGCCAUGUAGCCUGUGACUGUCUGUCCUGUCGUAGAGCAUGGCUUGCUACUUUUCUGCACGGUUCCAUCUACAUUUAAUGCUUGCAGUUCUUAGCUUGAAGUUUCUUUUUUUUUUCCUCAUGGUUCAUUUCCUAUAUUGAAUGCUAUUAGCAGAUUUUUGCACUUGUUAUUAAGGAUCCAUCAGUCACAAUGUAAAGCGCAAUUCUUCCUCAGAAAAACACCAAAUAUUCUGCCUUCAUGUAACACCCUUUAGAGGUUCCCUUGACAUCAACUUUGCUAGCCCUAAAGCACCCUGCCUCCACCAUCUCCCGCUGCCCACCCCCCAGGCCAGAGGCCUAAACAGAUGUCACAGCAGGAGUGGGGAAGUGAUAUGAAAUAGUCAGCUGGGCAGGACAGACUAAUCAUUUCUGGAAGUUAGUUUUAGAGUUGGCUGCACUAAAAUGAUUUAAUCCCAGUGCUUGCCUUCUGUGAGAGCUGAGAAUCCAAGCUCUCGUGCUACUAUCAGCUCUCAGUGCCACAGCCACUGGUGCAGUAUUGCUAAUGCAUAAAGAGCCAUUGAACAACAUCUGAGGCCAAGGCACUGGGAAGCUAAUAAGGAGAGAACUUAAUGCAGUGCUGGUAUAGACAAACAGACACACCCUCUCCUGCAUGGCCUCAUCUGGGAGCACAGCCACAUCCUUCCCUUGGUGCCUGGAUGCUGGGAACAUGCUGGAACGAGCACAUGCAGGUGAGUGGCUCAGCCAGUUACUGUUCUGCCCCGCUCAGCUCUUUGUGACCCAUCAGUAGUGAAAUCACUGCAUUAUACAGGGUUUGCUGCACUUUCCAUUCUCUAAGCCCAAGACACCUAAGUGCUGAGACCCAUGUCAGCGACCUACCUAUAGGUCAGAGGUAAGAGGGACAGACUGAUCUCCUUCCACUAUCCAGGAGCUAGAUAGGGUGGUCUCUAUGGGCCAUAUUGUCUCAAAAGCUACACUUCAGGCCCUCCCACACAGCUAGACCACUCUCUAUUCCCAAUAAAAAGCAAGAGCCCACUGCUUUUCAGGGCAUGAGUAACUGGAAUGGGCAUUGGUACCUGCACUGUGCCAAACCUGUACCAUAGUCAGAUGGGGUUUUGGCUACAUGCGCAUCCAAGGGUUUUGAGACAGAAGAGCGAUUUCAGAUUUACAUCACAUUCCCUGAGAGGUGUGCAGCCCAUUACAGUUCCUCAAUACAGCCUGAAUCAAAUGACUGCAGUGGUCCCAGUGUUGAUGCCUGCGGGACCUAGCAUAGGCAUAAUUGGGCACCUGAGCAUGCUGGGCAGCAGCCAUGCAUAGGACAAGUGCUGCUGGUGAUACAGCAGUGGCAACCAGGCCAGCAGCACAGCUGCUGUUAUUUUUUAACCUUUCUCCUCCCCUGAGGGUCAGUACCCAGGGCUGGUGCCAUAGUCACCCCCUCUUCAUUAUACUCCUGGAACCUAGAACUGCUUCUCCAAGGCAGGAAUAGACAAGUUUUAGAGAAGCCAUUGUCACAGUGAAAAGAACAAACCCAGAAGGGCCUUGACAAUUCCUUUCCCAGGGCCUCCGUGCUCCAUGGUCAGAGCUCAAGGGUGUGGUGAAAACAGUCUGAGAUGGCAUCUGGGAGCAUGUGCAGCUUUAGAGCAGUUGUGCACCAGAGCAUAGCUGGGCACAAGGUGGAGAGCAUGGCAUCAAGGGGGACCUGUGCGAGUCGCUUACUGUUUUGUCCUCUGGGACAGGGACAGUGCCAGAACCACAGUAGGUAGAGUUGUUCAUUGGUUGGAGUCAGCCAACAUUCACCUUGAUCCCAUGGCAGGCAGCUGCCAGGAAUGCUGUGGGUUCUGCUUCAGCCAUUUUCUGGCAGGCCCAGCAGAGAGCCAUGUACUGGUAGCCAGGGACACUGAAUUCUCUUCUUUACUUAAAAGGCUUCAUUAUAAGGAGGGAAGCACUGAUGGGAAAACUAUCUGAACUCCCUAGGCUUCCAGGAUAAGAUGGGUGUCUGUUUCUAGAUUUAUCACCAGCACCAAAAUAACUAAGGAACAGCUGGUCUAGUGCUAAGAGCACUGCCCUCCCUGAGGGAUUUGGUGCCAGCAUCAGCACAGUUCUCCCGGCACAGCAGGAGCAUCUUUCCUCCCCUGCCCAGAAACAGCAGCUCACGGGGAAGUGGGUGUUAUACAGAGGGCCCCUGCCCCUCUGUGAGAGCUGUGCCCCUCCUUCCCACUUGGCUCCUGCCAUUCACAAGUCUUCCAGGCUCAGAGAGUGUGCAGGGCCCUUCACCUGGCAGGUCAUAGGCCUUGGCCUUUCAUCAAGUUUGAGCAUAGCUAGGAUGGGUCCCAUUAGCUAGCACAAUGCUGCCCAUGAUUACACAGUCAGUAAAGAGGACAAGUCAUGUUUGGCAUUGUGGCCAGCUAUAUUGUAAUCACAAUCCCAGCAUGGCCCCUAGGCAUGACUUCUUUCCUGCACUGACAGUGGUUAUGGAGAGCAUAGACAGAUAUGUUCUACCCCACAGGGCUAAUGAAGGGCAGUGCACGAGGGAAUAGCCUGACAGGAGGUGAAUCGAGUGCCUGUCUGCAGGGACAUUGGGUGCGUAGACACGUCACCCUAUGGCAAUGUAGCGAAGUGCUACAUUGCUGUACAGUGCACUAUGGUAAUAUAGCAAUUGUGUGGGUCUUCAUGUGAUCACCAGCUACGUUGCUGUAGCAGCGCACUCCCCCAGUAUGGUGCACUGCUACGGGGAGAUAGCUGUGACAUUUACCCACGCGCCACACACACAGCACAGUAAGUGCCCGUACUGCGCCAUGCUUUAGUACUAUGGCAACAUGUAGACGUGCCCAUGUGGCUGCUCCCAGUAUUUGCUGACUGAUGCUCUCCAGUUCUGCUCAAAGUCAAGCCAGUCCCAAGCCAAGUGGAGGUCUCCCAGCUCUUGAGAGGGAAGUAUGUUUCCCUUCCUGCCCAGGACAGCAGGGUAUUUCCUAGCAGUGAUACUCUUCACUCACAGCAGUCCCAACCACGCAGGCCUUUCCCAGGGACCCCCGCAAUGACAAGUGCAUAGUCUGAGGAUGCUUUUUCAGGGCUCUAGUCUGACUCCUGCCCCCUGCAGGUUUUCUCAGCUGCUCCCCCUCCAUUCCUUGCAUUGUAAAUAUUUGUACAGUGUGUAAAUCUCAUGUGGUACUAAGAACAAACCCAAACAAUGCCCUUCAGGGCCUCAUCUCACUGACCAGCACACCUGCCAACUCUCGCUUUUGUGUAUAAAAAAAGAAUACUAAAAAAGCCUGGUGUUUGUGGCUGGCUUGUUCAGACUUUUCCUCUACUCUUGCGAAGCGUAGCAGAAUCGUGUUGAGUUGUCGUGGCUGUACACGCCCUCUCUCCGCACUGUCACCCAGCGCUUGUGUAUUUGGGGUUGUUUUCUUUACUUUGGGUUUUGGAGGGGGGCAAGGGGUUCUGUAAAAAAAACAAAAAAAAUCAAACAAAAGAACAAGUUUACAGUUGUAAGUGCAAUGACCUGAGUCCUCCCUAUGACCAUUGUGAAUGGUGUGCGUGUCCUGCUGUGCUCUAUGAGAACCUGUAGUAUUCUGUGUACCACCUCAUGUAUUGUGAGAAGUUGCCCCUACAAGGUAUUCCUGUGGGAACAGAAUAAAAGGACUUGAUAUAAAUCA